Molecule: messenger RNA, 5643 nt
Organism: Schistocerca gregaria
Lineage: Eukaryota; Metazoa; Arthropoda; Insecta; Orthoptera; Acrididae
Product: insulin receptor
Exons: 23
Coding region: 264-4352 (1362 amino acids)
Biological process (GO): protein phosphorylation; cell surface receptor protein tyrosine kinase signaling pathway; glucose homeostasis
Cellular component (GO): axon; membrane; insulin receptor complex
Molecular function (GO): insulin receptor substrate binding; insulin receptor activity; ATP binding
Source: RefSeq, a predicted model, not a curated record
CAGUCGUGUGAGAACCGCCGCCGAGGCAGGAGCUGGUAGUGCGCGCGCGCCGCUGCCGCCGAUUUGCGUCGCAGUGUCUCGUGGACCGCGUCGCGUCGAGUGUUUACCGUUGCGCGAGACGGGAGGCCGUGUGCAGUGCGAUAGGCGACCGCGAGGUCCACCCGCGGUGUCCUGGUGGUGGUCGUGGUGGGGCUGUUGUUGUUGUUGUUUGUGGUGGUGGUGAGUGCUUGUUGUGGCUGUGGUGGUGCUAUGUGAGGAGCGCGAUGCCGGAGGUGCUGCGGCGGCUGCUGCUGCUGCUGGGGCUGCUCGUGCUCGGGGCCGGCGCGCAGGCGAUGACCGGCAAGGACGCGGAGCGCACCGCGCGCCACAACGUGUGCCAGUCGGUGGACGUGCGCAACUCGGUGGAGGGCCUGGAGCGGCUGCGCGGCUGCGCCGUGGUGGAGGGCUUCGUGCAGAUCGUGCUGAUCGACGGCGCCGACGAGGAGAGCUGGGAGGGCGUGUCGUUCCCCGAGCUGCGCGAGAUCACCGACUACCUGCUGCUGUACCGCGUCGACGGGCUGCGCUCGCUCGCCGCGCUCUUCCCCAACCUGGCCGUCAUCCGCGGCAACAACCUCUUCCUCAACUACGCGCUCGUCGCCUUCGAGAUGAUGCACCUGCACGAGCUGGGCCUGCACUCUCUGACGGACAUCCUGCGCGGCGGCGUGCGCCUGGAGAAGAACCCGCUGCUCUGCUACGCCGACUCCAUUGACUGGAACCGCAUCGCGCCCGCCGGCAAGGACGCCCACUACAUCGGCGCGAACCGGCCCAAGAACGAGUGCCCGAUGCUGUGUCCCCGGACGCCGCAGUGCCCACGCUCCGCCGCUGGGGAGCCGCUCUGCUGGAACAGCAACCACUGCCAGAAGAGCUGCCCGGCGCAGUGCGAGGCGCGGGCGUGCGACACGUCCGGCGGCUGCUGCCACGCCAGCUGCCUGGGCGGCUGCUCGGGGCCCAGCGACCGCGAGUGCUUCGUCUGCCGGCACGUCGCCAUUCCGGGCCGCUGCGUCACGCGCUGCCCCCACGGCCUCUACCAGUACCUGAACCGCCGUUGUAUCAACGAGUCGGAGUGUCGGCAGAUGCCAAUUCCUCCAGAGGCGGAGGGCGACCUGUCGAGCCUCAACUGGAAACCUUUCAACGUGACCGGCGUGUGCCUGCUGGAAUGCCCGCCACUGUACGCCGAACAUCUCGUAGACACACCCGAGGGCCGUCAGCCUGUUUGCCUGCCCUGUAAAGGACCCUGUCGCAAGGAAUGCAAUCCGACCAAUGUGGACAGUAUAGCGUCUGCUCAAAGGUUGAGGGGUUGCACGUACAUCAAAGGGGCCUUAGAGAUCCAGAUACGUGGUGGAAAAAAUAUUGUGAAGGAGUUGGAGGACAACCUGAAUAUGAUUGAGGAAAUAGAAGGUUACUUAAAAAUCGUGCGAUCAUUCCCACUCGUUUCCUUGAAUUUUCUCAAGAGAUUGCGUGUCAUACGAGGAAAAAUAUUGGAAAGUGACAAGUACGCCUUGGUGGUGCUCGACAACCAGAAUCUCCAGGAGCUGUGGGACUGGGACUCGAGGCCAUAUGCUCUGAACAUUAGCAGAGGACGCCUGUUCUUUCAUUUCAACCCUAAACUUUGCCUGAGCAGAAUUGAGAAACUGAGGCAGGUUACUAGUCUCCCCGAGUUCUCUGACCUCGAUGUUGCUCCGUCGUCAAAUGGUGACAAGGUUGCCUGUAAUGUUACUAAUUUGGAGGUGAAAAUUAAGAAAACAGAUUCAAAAGGUGUGAUUAUUAGUUGGAAGCAAUUUGACCAUUAUGAUCCUCGCUCUCUUCUGGGUUACGUUGUCUAUUAUACAGAAGCUCCUUACCGAAACCUGACUCUGUAUGAUGGACGCGAUGCCUGUGGCAGUGAUGGAUGGAGAGUUGUCGAUGUUUGGGUAAAUGAGGACAGUCAGGAAAUAGAUCACUUGCUAUCACGCCUGAAGCCAUUCACGCAGUAUGCAUUCUAUGUCAGAACAUACACGAUUGCCACAGAGCGAACUGGGGCCCAGAGUGAGAUACAGUACUUUGUGACACUACCAGAUGUGCCAACUCCUCCACAGGUUGUCCGUGCUUUCCCUAACAGCAGCUCAGAUAUUGUGAUUGAAUGGAAGCCUCCCUUACAACCCAAUGGCAAUGUUACUCACUACGUCAUUACUGGAGGCUGGGCACAAGAUGAUCCAGACAAUCUUGAACGGAGAAAUUAUUGCAUGGAACCUCUGGUGUUCUUGGAUAAAAAGACAACAUAUCCACCACUACUGGAAGAAGAAGAGUCCAAGGAGGAUGAUGAGAAUGGGGAAUGUUGUACUUGCAAGGACUCUGAUCAGGAUAUUGAAAAGAUGUCACGCAAAGCGCAAGAAGCUGCAGUUCAAGCACAAAUUCACUUUGAGGAUUCACUGCAAAAUCAGCUGUAUGUCAAGAGGCUUCCUGCUGCAUCUCCUAAAACAAAAAGGUCUGUCUCUCAUUGGACUUACCAUUCACAGACCUCUGACAUCAAAGAAAAGGAUAGCCUAAAAUUUCCUAGUUUACAUUAUGACAAUGAAUACUUUGGGGCUGGUCAGUCCAUGCUGAUACCAAGUAAUGGCAAUAAUAGCUCAAAGAAUGGGCAGUUUAUGUACAAAGUUUAUCAAGUCAAUACUCUGGUUGUACACAAUCUUAAACAUUUUGCUGCAUAUACUGUUGGUGUACAAGCUUGCCGAGAGUUGGAGGGUAAUGAAACUGAGAAUACUACAAACUGCAGUCCUAAGAAGAUUGUUACUGUGCGAACUCAUGCAAAUGAGACAGCAGAUAACAUCAACCCUCAAACUCUUACUGCAGAAGUGAAUCAAACUGUAGGCACUGUCAAACUGAGGUGGGAAGAGCCCAAACAACCUAAUGGAAUAAUUGUGACAUACCAGAUUGAGUAUGGACGUGUUGAUAGAGUCCCGCCCAAGACGAUUGUUGAAUGUACACCUAGGAGCGAGUUUAUUAGGAACAACCGCUCAUACAUGCUUGUGAAUCUGUCACCUGGGAACUACAGCCUUAGAGUGAGAGCUACAUCUCUGGCUGGCAAUGGAAACUACACAGAAACCAGAUACUUCUAUAUACAGGACUUGCCGUCGUCGUCAAGUGUCAAGGUGCUCGUGGGCGGCCUGGUCAGUGCACUCCUGCUGCUUGCAGUCGUGUGUGCUGUCGGUAUUUACAUGCGACGCAGGUACCUGUCUCAGGUUCCGAGCAUGUUGAUUGCUUCUGUGAAUCCCGAAUAUGUACAAACAACAUAUGUGCCAGAUGAGUGGGAAGUGCCACGUGAAAAAAUAAAAUUAGUCCGAGAACUGGGCCAAGGUUCAUUUGGUAUGGUGUGGGAAGGCAUCUACUGCCACAAGACUGAAAAUGAGAGGCGUUGUGCUGUCAAGACUGUGAAUGAGCAUGCCACUGACCGUGAACGGUCAGAGUUCCUAAAUGAAGCAUCUGUCAUGAAGGCAUUCAACACACAUCAUGUGGUUCAGUUGUUGGGUGUAGUCUCCAAAGGACAACCUGUUUUAGUUGUCAUGGAACUCAUGGCCAAUGGUGAUCUGAAAACGUAUCUGCGCUCACACAGACCAGAUGUAAAUAUGGACCCAUCACGGCAGCCACCUACUCUAAAGCGCAUAUUACAAAUGGCAAUAGAAAUAGCUGAUGGUAUGGCAUAUCUCUCAGCAAAGAAGUUUGUGCAUCGUGAUCUCGCAGCCCGUAACUGUAUGGUUGCAGAGGAUCUCACUGUAAAAAUUGGUGACUUUGGAAUGACAAGGGACAUCUAUGAGACUGAUUAUUAUCGAAAAGGCUCCAAAGGACUUCUACCAGUACGGUGGAUGGCACCAGAAAGCUUGAAAGAUGGUGUUUUUACCAGUAGUUCUGAUGUCUGGAGCUAUGGUGUAGUGCUGUGGGAAAUGGCCACACUUGCCUCCCAACCGUACCAGGGACUUUCAAAUGAUCAAGUUUUACGUUACGUUAUUGACGGAGGGGUGAUGGAACGCCCUGAAAACUGCCCUGACAAACUUUAUGAACUUAUGCGACUGUGUUGGGAGUACAGUCCAAAUGAACGCCCUGCAUUUGUAGAUCUCGUAUACAUGCUGCUCCCUGAUGUCUCAGAAUCAUUUGCAAAGGUGUCAUUCUACCACAGUCCUGAGGGUUGUGAACUAAGACAGCACCGCAUGGAUGUGGAGAAGGCCGAAGAUGAUCCGGCCACCCCACUACGCGAAGACUUCCACGCCAACGGUAAUGGCGGUAACGGCGUCAAUGGCUGGAUCGUAUCAUCUCCUACGACUCGCACCACGCAGUGUUGACCGAGGAGGACAGUAGUAGCCUCUCUUAGUGGUCUGUUGGGAAUUGAACUUUGAUGAAAGCCUAUUUUAGGUACAUACUUUGCCACAAGUAGUUUCCCACACAGACAUGCUAAAAACGUUGUGAAUUAUGCCAGGUGAUACAAAAAUUGAAUUAUAAAAUUAUAGGUUGUGCCUUUGUGUGACCUGGUUGCACAGGAAUUGAAAUUUGAACUGUGAAUUUAGCACGAAGCUGCAGGUUCUGACUCUUGGAUGAGUGAUUACCUGUUCCCACGGAUGGCAUCUAAUCUGUGAUUAUAACAAAUUACUGCAAUAGAGACUGAUAGGAGAAUUGUUCCCAGUGUAUUUUACGUACUGCACAAAGUCUGGAAAACUGCCCAUUUCUAGACACAUCAUCAAAGGCAGUGCUUCUAAACUGGCUGUGAGCAUUUUAACAUAAGUAGAUGUUAGUAAAAAAUAUGACUGCUGUCACACUGGACUGAGUGUAAAAAUAAGAAUAGGUUUAGUUUAAUGUAAUGAGUGAAUUGCAAGUGGUGCAUAUGACAAACAAAACUUAGCUCAGCUUGUGACAGACUGACAUGAUUUUUUUCAUGGUAUCUUUGCAGUUAGAACCAAAGAUGUCAGUCCGUGUGUGGCUUCCAGAAUCAACUGACACAUAAGUGACUGUUAUGGAUGUGACAUAUACACUGAUAUUGGUGAUGUCUUACAUAAUAAAAUGCACUCUUCAUUCCUGUUUGAUCCAGUGAGGUGGCCUUUUCACUGCAGAAGUGUAGUCCUGUGUGUUUGUGAGUUAUCGUAUGCUAUUAAAGUGUGAGUGAUAAUGGUUAUAGGACGUGUGAACACCAUGGUAGUGUACACAUUACGUGUUUCCGAAAAGGAGUGAAGAGUUAUGAAGGGCUGGUCUGGUGGAUAUAUAUCAGUGUCCCCCAGGUCUGAUUUUAGCCAGUGUUACUGUCAGUAUUUAUGUUAGUUCAUAAAAAUUUUCAGUUUGUUUGUUAAUAGUAUUUAUUCCUAAUAUGGAACUACAUUACUAAUGUAAAUUUUUUUGUAAUUUUUAUUGCUCUAUCAUUUCCAGUGAUCAGUUCCUAUCUCUAGAACAUGAUAUCUUUUCAGUGUCUUUGUAGUGUAUUUUAAUAUAGGCUGUUCAACACUGGUCGUGUUGUUGUAUACUGAUUCAGGUGUUAUUCCAUUGUAAUGUAAAUACGUAAAGAACUUCUGGGCAAUGUCUAGUGAAUUAUGUGUUUUGUACUGCAUAAAACAGCUCACUACAUCUCAGCUCUGUUAAGUUAUUGAA